ACCACCGUCGCGCCCCAUCCGCCCCAGGCGACCAACAUAUCGUCUAGUCGGCACAUAGCUGCGCUCAAAUAGAGCUACCGACUCAAGCAGGCCACCAUGUCACAAACCGACUGCUUGCAAGCCCUCCAACAGGCCAUCAAGGCGAACACGCCAAUAUCCUACACCACAUCUGCGAACGAGUCCACCACGUCCCUUCUCUCAGCGUCACAAAUCCUCAUUGGGUCUACACCCUUCCCCAAAGAUGCACCCACACGAUACACGCGUCCAACGGCGGCUGCAGGCGGCGCGGGCGACCCCGUGAGCAGCCCGAGCAACUUCUUCUCGCUGAGCGCCGUCUAUCUUGCAUGGCUAAUGCGGGACACACCCGGAGCGGAAUACAUGAAGGCAGCACGUGAGAAUGGAUUGACGGUGGGAUUCGUGAGCGUCACAGAGCGGAAGGCCGUCGUUGAGUGGUUGGAGGGCAAAGGCUCGGGCAUAGGCAGGGUUGUCCCGAUUGCCGGAGAAACAACAACACCGCCUGGGUCACCUCUUGCUUCGCCCCGGAGACCCGUCUCACCAUCGAAGCGCGCACAUGGGACGACAGAUGCAGUAUCAUCCCCGUCAAAACGACCCUACGUCGCCGACACUGCAGACCUAGAAGUAGUAAAGAGGAUACGAGCAAACGAGGUUGAGCUAAGGGAUCGGAACACUGUCCUCCGCGGUGUUAAAUCCAAUAAUUUCUCGGCUCUACAUCUUAUGUAUAGCGAUAAAAUAAAAAAGCUUAAGGAGGGUAAACCUGCCACCUCCGCCACUCCAUCGGCGUCCGCAGGAAAUGCUAUGCAGCCUCGGAAAGCCAAACAUACCUACCCAAUUAUCGUCAUCUCCUCCUCCCCAACUUCUCUUAUCACAAUGCACAACGUCAAGCGCUUCCUCCAAGAAUCUACCUUCGAACUCUCCGCUGACGCCCGCGCACGCGAGGGCAACGCCCGGGCCGAGGACGUUGUGCACAUCGAUCGCCUUCGCCCUUCCCUCCUGUCCAACUCUACGCAGAAUGGCAGCGGCAGCGGUGCGGGCAAGGUGAACGGUGCGACGCGGGGCCAAAUGCAGCGGUACUUUGUCGUGGAUGGGGUAGAGGCGCUGAACAAGUUUGGGACGGAUGCAUGGGACAGGGUCGUUUGUGUAAUGACGACAGGGCAGACAUGGCAGUUCCGACCGUAUAAGUGGAGUGAUCCACGAACGCUAUUCCACCAUGUCAAGGGUGUGUACGUUACCUGGACGAAUGACCCGCCAAACACAAAGAUCAAGGACUGGAACGUCACCGAGCUCAAGAUCGACCCCCACCGGCGACACGUCGACAAGUCCGUCGUCGCCCACUUUUGGCGCAUGCUGGACGACUGGACCCUCGCGAACAAGCCGUGGCUCAUCAAAGCUUAGGUUCAUUCUCUUCCCAUUAAACCGUUGCGGCAGAACCAAGCGAAGAGGUGAUGGAUG
Molecule: messenger RNA, 1470 nt
Organism: Coniophora puteana RWD-64-598 SS2
Lineage: Eukaryota; Fungi; Basidiomycota; Agaricomycetes; Boletales; Coniophoraceae
Product: RNA polymerase II-associated protein
Exons: 6
Coding region: 97-1413 (438 amino acids)
Biological process (GO): positive regulation of transcription elongation by RNA polymerase II; transcription elongation by RNA polymerase II
Cellular component (GO): Cdc73/Paf1 complex
Molecular function (GO): RNA polymerase II complex binding
Source: RefSeq, a predicted model, not a curated record